Trachymyrmex septentrionalis is the source of this 1914-nucleotide messenger RNA. RefSeq lists its product as uncharacterized. The transcript has 4 exons. Lineage: Eukaryota; Metazoa; Arthropoda; Insecta; Hymenoptera; Formicidae. The record is from RefSeq and is a predicted model, not a curated record. Bases 378 to 1106 code for a protein of 242 amino acids.
AUACUUUUCCUAAAUUUCCCCAAACGAUUCCCAAUUAUUAAACAUAAAUAAAUUAGAAAUAUUCAAUUUGUCUACUAUCUUCAAGUCAGUGGUCUCCUCGAAUAGUGUCUCCCCGAAUGCAGUCAUAUUCGGUUGUAUAAACACUAUAAACAUUACGACAUGGCAUGACGGGGGUAUCAGGGGAAAUAGAUCGAGAAGUGGAGUUUGUGCAACGUCCAGAGAAACGUCGCGAAUUUCAGAAUUUUAUAUUCUCUAGUUCUUGGCGUGGCGAUUAUAGAGAUAAGAAACGGGUUAAAUAAUAAUCGUACUAUGAGUACGACACACUGAUCAACAUUGUGAUUGACGCGACGCUCGCCUGUGAUCUGAAAUAGAAUACUAUGGGUGGAGCGCACUUAUAUACACCACAGUCUAUUUUACAACAGAUGAUGAAUCAACAGAAUUUACAGCAGCAACAGAAUCUACAGCAGAUUGGAUCAUGGAUGCAAACACCACAAGUACCACCAAUAACUAUUCCCUGGAGUGUACCAGCGUUACAUCAAUCAGAAUUGGUUAGAUUUACUGGAGAGACCAGCUCUGGACCAAUACUUCAUCAGAAAAGAAAAUUAGGAGCACUAGAUAUUGAAGAAUACAUGCGUCAAAAAAAGCAGUUUAUAACAGAAGAAAAAAUAACUGCACAUUUUAAAGAUCUGCACAUUAGUUCUAAUUAUGAAUCCGAGAAUCCGGUGCAAUCAACUUCUACUGUUCAUACGUCAUCUUCCUGUCAUAAGCCAUUAAAUAUGGAUUUGGAUGUCGAUGCAACGAAUGCAUUAAAUACCGAACAAACAAGCGAUCUACAUCCAAGAUUGGUUCUUUCAGAGGAACUCAAGCGAAUGCAAGAGGAACCUAUUUUGCCAUCGACUCUUAUAUCUAAAUUAGAGAGGCCUUCUAUGGCUCUGGUUCUUUGGGAACCACCAAAUAGACAUCUCCGUAUUCUACCAACAAGAGAUACUCCAACGCCAAUCCCGAAUACAUCCGACGACAAUAAUAACAACAAUAAUGUUACUAUUCCCGAUCUAAAUAACAUAUUAUCCAGUGUCAGAUCAGCAUUUGAGCCAAUGGAGUUAUGAGAUUCUUUGGUUAGUACUGCAUAUUUUAUCUCCAAAUACGUUGGAAACGAAAAAGUAUAAAUAUUAUUUAAACUUUAAAUUGGAAAAAGAUUUCAAUAAUCUGCAAAAUGUAAACUAGAGUAGGAUAAGGGAUAAAAUGUGUUUUGCGGUUUCUCCUACUGUAUAAUAAUCAUUUGAAUGAUGCAUCUGAGUAAGUUUGAAACGCAUCUCUAAUAUAUUAUUUUCAUUUGAUAAUCGUAGAUUUCACAUUAUUUUAAUAUGUCUUAUUAUAAUUUCGCCUUUUAAGGUUCCUGAAUAGUCACCACAGUCAUAUUGAAUUGUGACGUCAAAAAUGAUAAAAAAUGAUUUAAUUUUUGUUACGUGCUAUUUGUAAAUAAAGACUAUUUGGAUAAAAUAAAAUGAUGAUAUUGCUUUAAAAUAAUCGUAAAAAUGGACGAAAACUAUGUUUAUCUUUCUUCAGAUAGUUAGUAAUGAUCGUAAAAAAUGAUAAAAGGCAUGGUGGAAUAAGAAAGGUAAGCUAUUGCGUAUAAUGGCGAAAAAAAAGUGAGAGACACAAAAUGACAACUAAUCACUUUGGACCCCAGCGAAGCGCGCAAAUUUCAAACGCACAUAAUACUGAUCAGAAAUUAAAUGAUUGGGGUCCAAUGUGAUUGGCUGUUAGCUUUCCACUAUUUUUAGGCUAUUGCGUAUCCAUGGAAAUAGCUUACCUUUCUUAUUCCAGCGUGAAAGUGAAAAUAGGCUACGUAUGUGUAUUGAGUAAAAGCAUUUUCAUGUCUUUUAUUACUUUUUAUUUAUAAUUAUUUACUGU